AUGCAUGACAUCUCAGACUACAGCAGGCUAGGAAAAGGCAUCUUACAUGAUUGGGCGCUAGACGAUAUUUUACUGUGGCUACAAGCGUGCAACUUGGAUGAUGUGGCCUCUCUUCUGAUUGGCUACGACCUUAGAGGAACGGAUCUACUUACAUGGGACCAUAAUUGUUUAUCACAACUCGGUGUAACAAGCGCCUCCAUAAGAAAUAGAAUUUUGGAAGAGUUGGCAGCCAUACAGUUGAAAGGUGCGGAAGAAUCAAAAGACUUGGAGAAGAAGAACGGGCAUCGAGCUCUGUUCGAUAUCGUGAAGCAGAGCAGUUACGAUCAGGUUUUCAUUCAGAAUUAA
Messenger RNA from Strongylus vulgaris, 345 nucleotides. The record is from the annotation of a GenBank genome assembly. NCBI's taxonomy places the organism in Eukaryota, Metazoa, Nematoda, Chromadorea, Rhabditida, Strongylidae.